Messenger RNA from Thermochaetoides thermophila DSM 1495, 1317 nucleotides. Its product is annotated as dolichyl-phosphate beta-glucosyltransferase-like protein. The coding region runs from base 1 to 1317 and encodes 438 amino acids. The record is from RefSeq and is a predicted model, not a curated record. Lineage: Eukaryota; Fungi; Ascomycota; Sordariomycetes; Sordariales; Chaetomiaceae. The transcript has 3 exons. Gene Ontology annotation, cellular component: endoplasmic reticulum membrane.
AUGGCGACCCUCGAGGGACUCGUGGCGGCCGCGGAGCAGCUGGUCUGGCUCCUGUACGCGACUGCUCGCGACGAGCCGCUGCGCUUCUUCUUUUUUCUGAUCUUGCCGACGGCUUUGCUGGGCGUGCUUUUCAUCUACAUAACUCUGCACUUCUUCGCUCCGAAACCACGCCCUCCUUUCCCCUCCGAAAAGACCUACAUCACUACCCAACCCGACGGCACUAUCAGCUCCCCUCGGCCCCUCCCAUGCUGGUACGACCGCUGGCGCGCCGAAGGCCGACACAACGAAGAAUACCCGACCAUCCCUCCCGGCUUCCCGGUCCCCGACCAAGUCACAAUCGAGCCGGCCGAGGUCGAAGUUAGCGUCGUCAUCCCCGCCUACAACGAAGAGAAGCGCAUUACGCCGGCGCUGGAAGAAAUGGUCGAAUACCUAGACGCACAAUUCGGCCGCCCUGAACUCCCCGCCGCCCCUCCCCAGCAGAAGAAGAACGGCAAGAAGGGCAACCGCCCAACAACCCCCCACCGGACGGUCUUCAAGCCCGGCUCGAACAAGACCCCCGCCGCCUCGGUGCCCUCUAAUGGUGGUCAACCUUCCGGGUAUGAGAUCAUCAUCGUCGAUGACGGAAGCACUGAUCGUACCGUGGACGUUGCCCUCGCCUUCUCCAAGAAGCAUCAACUCCACGACAUCCUACGCGUAGUAAGGCUGGUCAAGAACCGCGGCAAGGGCGGUGCUGUCACCCACGGGCUGCGGCACGUCCGAGGGAAGUACGCCGUGUUCGCCGAUGCGGACGGCGCAAGCCGGUUUAGUGACCUGGGACGGUUGAUCGAGGGGUGCGAAGAUGUCGUAGAUGCGUCCGACCGGGGCGUGGCGAUCGGGAGUCGGGCGCAUCUGGUCAAGAGCGAGGCUGUUGUUAAGCGCUCCGCGAUCCGUAAUUUCCUCAUGCGCGCCUUCCACUUCGUGCUCAUGAUCCUCACGCCCCCCGCCACGUCCCGCAUCCGUGACACGCAAUGCGGCUUCAAGCUGUUCUCGCGCGCCGCGCUGCCGCAUAUUGUGCCCUACAUGCACAUGGAGGGCUGGAUCUUUGAUAUCGAGAUGCUGAUGCUGGCUGAGUCGGCUCCUGCGACGCCGGUGUUGGCGUCGGAUGGGUCGGUGAUUGGGACGAGUUAUGGGAUUAAGGUCGCUGAGGUGCCCGUAGGAUGGCACGAGGUGGAGGGGAGCAAGGUUAAUCUGGUGAAGGAUAGUAUUCGAAUGGCGAUUGGACUCGCUGUGUUGAGGGCGAGCUGGAUGUUGGGGGUUUAUAGGAGACGAGUAACAUAA